This is a messenger RNA of Daphnia carinata, 1831 nucleotides long. Its product is annotated as SET domain-containing protein SmydA-8-like. The record is from RefSeq and is a predicted model, not a curated record. Gene Ontology annotation, molecular function: protein binding. Bases 65 to 1669 code for a protein of 534 amino acids. Lineage: Eukaryota; Metazoa; Arthropoda; Branchiopoda; Diplostraca; Daphniidae. The transcript has 8 exons.
AGAACGUCAGAUGCUGGACGAGUCGCAAUUGUUUUUAUUCGCCAGUACAGUUUAGAAAUUGAUCAUGAAUCGACCGUCAGCCAACGGAACUCAAUUGUGCGCCGUGUGUCGGGCGAAAGCCACGCAAAUUUGUUCGGGAUGUGGUGGAAUCGCUUAUUGCGCAAAAGAACAUCAGAAACAACACUGGUCGAUCCACAAAACCCAGUGCAAACCAUACAAGAUCGUUUACGAUGAGAAAUUUGGACGUUGCAUGAUGGCAUUGAAGAACAUCAAACCUGGAGAAAUUAUAUUUAAAGAAAAAGCAAUUAUGACAGGGCCGAAACAAGGUUGCCUACCUUGUUGUCUUACGUGUUACACGAGUCUGGAGAAUGUUGAAGAAGCCAGUCUCUUCCGCUGUUCUGGAUGUAAUUUCCCAUUCUGCCAAGAGAAAUGUGCCAAGAGCGCCGAGCAUCUUUCAGCAGAGUGCCUCAUUUUAAGUCGUGCCAAAUUACACAUCGACGACAUGAGCAAAUUUCAUCCGAUUUACCUUUGCAUUUUGCCGCUCAGGUGUCUUUCACUGAAAACCACACAGCCUCAAUUAUUUCAGGCAUUCAGCGAAUUGGAACACCACAACGACCUGCGUCGGCAGACAGAAAUGUGGGACGUCUAUCAAGUCAACGUCGUCGAAUUCCUGCGCACAAUGUGCGGCGUUGCCGACCAAUUCAGCGAGGAAGAGAUCCAUUCGGCUUGCGGAGCUCUCGACAUCAACUCGUACGAAGUGCGGCUGUUUGGACACAACAACAGAGAAGCAUUAGGUGUUUUUACGUUAGCAUCCAUGAUGUCCCAUAACUGCGUCUCCAACACGCAUCAUGUCAUCAAUUCAAAUUAUCAGAUGACCGUACGAGCCUCAGUUGCAAUCAAGGAAGGCGAGCAGAUAUUCGCUAGUUAUACUUUGCCUCUAGAAGGGACGAUCGUGAGGCGAUCUGUGUUGCGCCAGAGUAAAUUGUUUGAAUGCCAUUGUCCGCGUUGCUCCGAUGCGACGGAAUGUUCGACUUUCUUAUCCGCUCUACGUUGCCCGAAAUGCCCAACUGGCGCCGUAUUGCCCAUGCGGCCACUGGAAGAGAAAGACACGCCAUGGCAGUGUUCGCAAUGUCCCUAUCAGUUAACAGCUGCCAUAGUUAAUCGGUUAAUCAAUAAAAUCAAGGAAAAAUUCGAAGCUAUUGGACCUAACGACGUAGAAAAAUUCGAAGAAUUUCUCAGUCGAUACGCCCCCCUGCUUCAUCCGAAUCAUUACCUGUUCACGAACGCGAGGCAAUCGUUGAGUCAAUUGUACGGCAGAGAUGAACGUUAUUUACUCAAUACGUUAACGAUGGAACAGCUGGAACGUAAAGUCUCCAUCUGUCAACAACUGCUGGCUGUGGCGGACAUUGUCGAGCCUGGACUCACUCGAAUCAGAGGCGUGACGCUGUACGAAAUGCACGCCCCAAUGUUAUUGAUAGCAAGAAAGAUAUUUGAGGCGGGGCAUUGCACGCCCACUGAAUUUAAAGAAAAGGUUGAAACCGUUCGUAGUAUCUUAUCGGAAGCGACGAAGAUCCUCUCACUAGAAGAUCCAUCGUCAAGCGAAGGGGCCAUGGGUAUGGCAGCUGUUCAAUCCCUGUGCCAAAUUCAACGUUGGAUUCUCACCAUGUGACAAACGUGACAAGAAUGUCGUCUAGACCAGCAGAAUCCUCAAUGUCAAUACUGUCUACAAUUGUCUAUAACACAGCCUGCCUUUUGUUUAUAUACAGUCUAACAAUAGAAAAACGUAUUAACUAGAGGAUAACGAGAACAAUAAAUGACCUGUUGCUUAUUA